Molecule: messenger RNA, 1243 nt
Organism: Oncorhynchus gorbuscha (pink salmon)
Lineage: Eukaryota; Metazoa; Chordata; Actinopteri; Salmoniformes; Salmonidae
Product: unconventional myosin-Vc-like
Exons: 3
Coding region: 161-526 (121 amino acids)
Source: RefSeq, a predicted model, not a curated record
CAGGUGUAACAUCAGUUACCUGUCUGUGUUUUCCAGGUGUAACAUCAGUUACCUGUCUGUGUUUUCCAGGUGUAACAUCAGUUACCUGUCUGUGUUUUCCAGGUGUAACAUCAGUCACCUGGAGGCGUGGCUAAAGGAGAAAGACCUAGAGCAGGGUACUAUGGCUACUCUGAAGCCUCUGUGUCAGGCUGCCUGGCUACUGCAGGUCAACAAGACCACUGAUGACAACAUCAAAGACAUCACAGAGCAAUGCUCAGAACUCAGCCCUGUACAGGUACCGAAGCGGCAGAUUGUCAAGAUUUUGAACUCUUACACGCCCACUGAUGAUUUUGAGAAAAGGGUGGCACCGUCGUUCGUCCGCAAAAUUCAGGGCUUGCUCCAAGACCGUGAGGGGGGAUCCUCCCAGCUGAUGCUGGAUACCCAGUAUCGUUUCCAAGUCACCUUCCCCUUCACCCCGUCCUCUCAGGCCCUGGAGCUACUGGAGAUACCAUCUAGCCUCAGACUGGGCUUCCUCACCAGGAUAUAACCUCUAACCCCUGACCUCUGACCCCUUCACCCUGUCCUCUCAGGCCCUGGAGCUACUGCAGAUACCAUCCUGCCUCAGACUGGGCUUCCUCACCAGGAUCUAACCUCUGACCCCUGACUAGAGAAGCGGUCCAGUAACCUAAAGGUGGCUGGUUUUUAAUCCCAGUGAUGACAGGGGAAAAGCUGUCAGAAGAGGAAGUUGCCGCUUUCUACUAGAGUCUAAGGUGGUUCCGACUGCCAUUGUGUCCUUGAGCAAGGCACUCCUAACCAACCAAUCAAUCAAUCAAUUAAUCAAAUGUAUUUAUGAAGCUCUUUUUACAUCAGCCGAUGUCACAAAGUGCUGUACAGAAACCCAGCCUAAAACCCCCAAACAGCAAAAGCAAUGCAGAUGUAGAAGCACGGUGGCUCCAGGGAUGCUGCUCUAAAACCAACCUUUUACAAUCAUCACAGUAAUUAUGGAUUCAAAUACAGUUUGAUAGAAAUAUUAAGAUGACUCCUGACGAAUGUCUGAUGUACAGCAAAAAAUGCAGAUGCUGUGAUUUGCAGACGGAGUGAUUUACUAAAGCUUGGCAGUAUAACGAGAAACCUUACUUUCUCAGUUCAGAUGAGAUGACGAAUGUGAACUGUGUUGUUUUUAAAAAUAUUGUCUGUGUAAAUUGAGAAUGUGACCACUCAAUGUUAUUGAGUAUCAUGCACAGUAAAUAAAACAUGGCUUGUU